AUUAUGUUUUUCUUUGUAGAUUUAGGUUUCAUUAUUUAUUUCAUGAUAGAGUAGUUUUUAUGUCUAGGGUUUGGGAAUCCAUGUUUAUAUGAUAUGAUUAUUGAUUGAUAUUUAUUUAUGGUUUGAUUAGUUAUUGAUUUCUCUAAUUGAUUAGUGUUUAUAUUAUUAAUCUUGCAAUCUGAUCAAUUGUCUGAUUAAAUAUUGCUAAUAUCGAGUCAUAGAUCGAGAGAUAGUACUCUUUAGAGGCUUACCUACAAUUAGCAAAUCUGAUUAUGUUGAGCGAUCGUACUAGCAUAUGUUGAUUUGAGAGUGUUAAUACCUGACCAAGGAUUAAUCUGUGCUCUAGAUAUCUGAUUGAUUGAAACAUUGAUGAUAUUUUGAUAGAUUAUAGUUAUAAACAUGGUGAACCAUUACCCUAGAUCCUGUUUAGUUUGAUUUUCGUUAGUUUAGAACUUUAUUUCAGAUAUUUGUGAUCUUGUUUAGCUUCUCUAUACCUUAUAAACUAGAUUAAAACGACCAUCUCUAUGUGGCUUCGACCCUACUUACCCUACUACAUUGUUAGAAGGUUUUGCAGGAAUUAUUUUUGACGGGUGUACGACAACCUAUCACCCUCUCUCGCCGUAUCUCUUUCUUUUUUGUAUGGAUAUCUUAUCAAGGAUGGCAACUUUGGCUACAGAUAUUAAACUUCUCCAAGGUAUCAUGAUUAGGAGAGGAGGGCCUAUGAUAUCACACAUAUUCUUGCAUAUGAUGCAAUGUUCUUCUUCAAAGUCAAUACAACAUCCUGUGCAGCUGUAAAUAACAUUGUUUCAAGAUUCUGCAAUAUUUCUGGUCUGAUGUUAAAUUUUCAUAAAUCAUUUGUUAAUUUCAGCCCGAACACCUCUAUCGAAUGUCAACAAGAAUAUAAGACACUUUUUUGUAUGGACUCUCAAAGCAAUUUGGGCACAAUCUUGGGGUUCCGAUUGAUAUUCAGGAUCAAAAGGUCAAGCAUUUCACUUUCUCCUCGAUUGCGUUUCUACUCAAAUCACUUCUUAGAGCCAAAGGCCUUUAUCUCAAUCAGGCAAUCUCAUUCUCAUUAAUUCAAUUUUAAUUGCAUCUUUGAAUCAUGUUUUGUCCAGUUUUUAGAUUCCAACAACCAUUACAAACAAGUUAGAUGCCAUGAUAGCAAUAUAUCUUUGGGCUAAUCCUCCUCAAAAAGGUAUCCCUUGGAAGAGUAAAUCAGUUCUUCAUCUCCCAAAAGGUAUGGGUGGAUUAGGAAUUCGGGGUAUUGAAUUAUUCAACUGGGCCAUUAUGAUGAGGAAAGUUAGCAAGAUUUCACAAUAACCCAUAAUUACUGCUGGCUAAAGUCUUCACUGAUCUAAAACUUCCAUCCCCUCGAAUUAAGUAUGAUCAUAGCACAAUGUCUUACGCUAAACGGGGGCUUUUGGCGGCAAAAAGGUUGUUUCUAACCAAUUGUGCCAGAAAAGUGGAGAAUGCUAAGAAUACAUUAUCGGGUAUAGGAAAAUGGGCUAAUGGUAUGACUCCGAUAUUCCGCGAUAAUAUACCAAUCAAAAUCGCUUCAGCUACAGUAUUGUCCGACCUAAUUCUACCUGGCCAACGCUGGAAUAUAAGUAUAAUCCAUCACCUAUUCACUCUGGAGAGCGUAAGAAACAUCAAAAGUCUAGAACUUCCUAUCGAUCUGGCUAUAAAUGACACCUCUUACUGGCUUUCUACCCCUUCUAGAUACUACUCGACCAAAUCAAGUUAUAGUUAUUUAGUUUUUCUAUAUCAACAAGAAAUCUACAAUAUGAAAACACCAAGGUAUACGAAAUUCUUUCUUAUCAUUUGGGGUUCGAAUAUCAUGCUAAAAUGGGAAAUAUUUCUGUGAAAAUUGUGGCACAAUAGCUUAGCUACCACACACAAUUUGGUACGAAGAAAUAUUAUCUCUUCUGUCUCCUGCCCGAUGUGUGGCGAUGAGGAGGAUCUACAACACUUGUUCCACAAUUGUGCUCUUGCUUCUCGCACUUGGGCGGCUAGUGAUUUAGGAAUUAAUUCCCAAGUUAAUGGCCACAUAUGCUUCAAAGAUUGGAUUACUAAUUGGCUCCUUUAUUUUCAAAAGAAGACGGGCCUGGUGGUAUGUGUUUUAAUGUGUUUAUUGCGAUUCCGUGGAGUAUUUGGGGUGGCCGAAACGCAAAAAAUCUCAGACAGCAGCAGAUUGAUAUCACGCACACCAAGAGUCGUUACAUUGACAACUUACAAGAGCACAAUAUUUUUCUGGCAAGGACUACUAAAGAGUUGCCGAGGCAGUUGACACAGGAGGAACCACUGGGGUUCUUAGUGGCCAACAUUGGUAAAUGUCUUCACGCCAACCCAGACAUAUUUAUCCACAUAGAUGAGGGUUGGGAUAGGAAAUCAAAGUUGGGAUGUGUGGCUUGGGUAGCUAUGUCUCCACUCUCAAUCAAUGGACGAGGACAAGCUUUCGUUGAUAUGCUACUACAUCGCUUUAACCUGAAGCAAGAGCUUGCCUAAAUGCGCUCCAAUGGGCACAUUGAAACAAUUAUGGAGCAAUCGCCAUCAUCACAGACUCUUCCCUGCUUGUGAAUUACAUCAAAUCUCUGAGCCGACGGGAUGUCCACACAAUUUUUUUACUGGUACAGUAUUACAAAGGUUUCGCGUCAACAGGUGAGCCAAGUACAUAAGUUUGCUACGCAAGUCAGGCGACAAAAGUUUUCAUUUUACAACAUGUAGAUUCUAGUUCGUUCUACGAAUGUCAAUAAAUAAAUAAAUAAAUAAACUAUGUAGACUUUGCAAAGAAAAUCAAGGAAAAGGGCAAUAAAGAAGUAAACCUCUACCGUUAAAUACUGUUAGAUGCUAAAUACCGUUAAAGCAAGUUUUAACAUUACAACAUCAUCCAAAAAUCAGACCAUAUGCUCUGAAUUUCCAAAACAAUGGCGGUCUCCUCUAAAACCCUCCCACUUCCUCCUACACCAGACUCCUUAAAUCCUCUCAACAACAACACCCACAAACCCAAAACCCUUUUUCUCUCUCUUCGCUCUAAAACCCACCAUUUUUCACUUAAAAAGCUCCCUAAAUUCUCUCUCCUCAAUCCCAAUUCCAGUAACACAACAAACUUUAGCUCACGUAUAACCCAACUCUGCUUCAAUGGAAGCUUAACUGAAGCACUAAAGCUUCUAAAUUCAGUGAAAGACCUCAAUUUACCUGUUGAAGAUGACGCUUUUAUUGCUCUCCUCAAGCUUUGCGAAUGGAGGAGAGCAGUAAAUGAAGGUUUAGAGGUUUAUUCACAUAUUUGCGAUUCUAAGAAGAUGACAAGUUUCGAUAUACGACUUGGAAAUGCAUUGUUGAGUAUGUUUGUGAGGUUUGGUAAUUUGGAUCAUGCUUGGUAUGUGUUUGGAAAAAUGGAGGAUAGGGAUUUGUUUUCAUGGAAUGUGUUGGUUGGUGGGUAUGCCAAAUCCGGGUUUUUCGACGAGGCAUUGAUUUUAUAUCAUAAGAUGUUGUGGGUUGAUUUUAGACCUGAUGAAUAUACUUUCCCCUGUAUAUUGAGGACUUGCGGUGGCAUCCCGGACAAAGGGAGGGGUAGGGAGCUUCAUGUUCAUGUGAUUAGAUAUGGGUUCGAGUCGAAUAUUGAUGUUCUGAAUGCUUUAAUCACAAUGUAUGUGAAAUGUGGUGAUAUUUUUAGUGCACGGUUGGUGUUUGAUAGAAUGCCUAAACGAGAUAGGAUAUCAUGGAAUGCAAUAAUAUCAGGGUAUUUAGAGAAUGGGGACUGUUUAGAGGGGCUGAGGUUGUUUCGAACGAUGCGUGAAGUUUGUGUUAAUCCUGAUUUGAUGACCAUGACAAGUGUAGUUUCAGCGUGUGAGGGUGUGGAUGAUGAAAGGCUAGGGAGAGGAGUUCAUGGGUAUAUCAUAACCAGUGGUCUUAUUAUUGAAGUGUCAGUUUGUAAUUCAUUAAUUCAAAUGUAUUUGGGUACUGGGAAUUGGGUUGAAGCCGAAAGAAUUUUUGCUAUUAUGCCUUACAAAGAUGUAGUGACAUGGACCUCAAUGAUAUCUGGGUAUGAAGAUGGUGGUUUUCUUGAAAAGGCUGUGCAGACUUUUAAAUUGAUGGAGAACGAAGGGAUUAUGCCAGAUGAGAUCACCAUAGCUAGUGCUAUAUCAGCGUGUGCUUCGUUGAGUGUUCUUGAUAUGGGUAUGAAACUUCAUGAUUUAGCUAUUAGAACAGGAUACAUUUCUUAUGUCAUAGUUUCCAAUACUCUAAUUGAUUUGUACUCCAAGUGUAGAUGUAUAGAUAAGGCUUUAGACGUGUUCUACCAAAUCAAAGAAAAAAACAUAAUAUCUUGGACUUCGAUCAUCUCUGGGCUUCACCAAAAUAACAGGAGCUUCGAGGCUAUAUUUUUUUUUCGGCAGAUGAAACUCUCGUUAAAUCCUAACUCUAUCACUUUGGUUUCAGCCCUUUCUGCAUGUGCUAGGAUAGGAGCUUUGAUGUGUGGAAAAGAGAUCCAUGCAUAUGCCUUAAGGACCAUGUUAGCUUUUGAUGGAUAUGUACCAAAUGCAAUUUUAGAUAUGUAUGUCAGGUGUGGUAGGAUGGGACUUGCAUGGAAUCAGUUCAAUGGAAGGUGCGGUGACAUUGCUGCGUGGAAUAUUAUGCUCACUGGUUUUGCAGAACGGAAACUGGGAAAACUUGCUGUGGAGUUCUUUCACGAAAUGCUAGCUUCCGAUGUAAACCCAGAUGAAAUUACAUUUAUAUCGUUACUUUGUGCUUGUAGUAGAUCCGGUAUGGUGGCUGAAGGGUUGGAGAUUUUUGAAAACAUGGAAACAAAGUACCAUGUUUCUCGAAAUCUGAAGCACUAUGCUUGCAUAGUAGAUUUACUUGGACGUGCUGGUAAUUUAGAAGAUGCUUAUGCAUUCAUUAAGAAUAUGCCUCUCAAGCCAGAUCCAGCUAUUUGGGGAGCCUUACUGAAUGCUUGUAGGAUUCAUCUCAAUGUUGAGCUUGGGGAACUUGCUGCUCAAAAGGUCUUUGAAGUUGAUAAACAGAGUAUAGGGUAUUAUGCUCUUUUGUGUGAUCUUUAUGUUGGAUGUGGCAAAUGGGAUGAACUUGCUAGAGUAAGAAAGACAAUGAAGGAGAGAGGUCUGAUUGUUGAUCCUGGCUGUAGCUGGAUAGAAGUCAAGGGGAAAGUACACGCAUUUCUCAGUGAUGAUGAGUCCCAUCCUGAGAUAGAAGAAGUAAAUGCCGUUCUGAAAGCCUUCUAUGAAAAAAUGAAAGCUGCUGGAAUCAAUGAUGCCGAGACUCUUUCUGGAAAUGCUUCAAAAGCAGAGGUCUUCUGUGGUCACAGCGAAAGACUGGCUGUGACGUUCGGGAUUAUAAAUUCAGCCCCAGGGACACCUAUUUGGGUUACUAAAAAUCUUUAUAUGUGUAAAACCUGUCAUACUGUUGUUAAAUUUAUUUCAGAAAUCGUUCGAAGAGAUAUCUGUGUUAGGGACACUAAACAGUUUCACCACUUCAGGAAUGGUGUUUGCUCUUGCAAUGAUGAGGAUUACAAGGAAACUUUUUAUGCUAGUCAUGCUUCGCAGAACUUGCUGUAAAUGUAAUGACCUCUCUGUUAUCCCAAUAUUCUGUGAUGUAAGUAGUUUGUGUCAUUUGUAAGAGGCUGUAUAGGACUGGUGGUCGCAGCUUUGCUGCGUCUAUGACCUCUCAGUUAUACUUUCCACAUUUAGCUCAUAGGUUGUGUACAAAAACACUCUGAUCAAGUUUUUAAGAAAAAUUUGUUCUCCUGAAACUUAGGGUCUUUGGUAGCUACAAACUACGCUACCAUCAAAUUCGAAAGUGAGAGGAAGAUGUAACCACGCUGCAAGAAUUGGGCUUUUCAUAACAUCCAGGCUGAGUACUCAGUUGAGCUAGUGGAGCAUAUAUUUGCAACUAUACAAAACCUGAAGAUUUUCAAUCUCUAUGUGAAGGAUUCCUCUAAAUCAUGAUAUUAAGCGUCCUGAAAAACACUCAGCUGCCUGUCAAUUGGUUCGUAAAGAAUCUUUUGUCUCCAAAGUUGAAGGUUGGAAUUUCUUUUUGCUUGAGUAUGCGCUGAAACAUGGGUAAAGGCCAUGCUGUUUUCAUGGGUAAAUUCUCCCCGAAAACUUCAGAGAUCUCCUUAUAUUUUGCGCAGCAAAUUUUUUUGUGUUUGAGAGUCAGAACCAUUUCAGGCUCAAAGGGUUUCAGCUUGGCAAUGGCAGUAUCUCCAAGACUCCAACAGACCAGAAAGUACAUAGAACAUCUAAUAACUUUACGCGCUAGAAAGCCAAUCAAAAAGAAUCAGCAACGAGCAGAAAAUUCAGCACCUAAAUACUUUAUAUGAAGAUUUAUGUUGCACUUUCAGAAAAACUUUCUAAAAAGGAGGGCUAACAAAAAAAACCCUCCUUGUAAGCUUAGAGAGAUUGUUUUCAUGUAAUCAAUUGGCAGUAGUUGCUUGGCGUAUAUCAUGUAUAUUAUACGAAGUUUGCUCCAGUCUACGGGUCUAGUGGUAAAGUUUGAUUUCUAGCUGGGUAUAUCAUGUAUAUUAUACAUAGCUUGCGCUGGUCUAGUGGCUAGGUUUGAUCCUCAGUUGCAUAUAUCUUGUAUGUUUUACCAAGCUUGAUCAUAUACAGGAUUUGAUUGGCUUUCAAGAGAAAGGCACUUACAGUGUCUUU
This is a messenger RNA of Beta vulgaris subsp. vulgaris (sugar beet), 6665 nucleotides long. RefSeq names its product pentatricopeptide repeat-containing protein At1g15510, chloroplastic. Gene Ontology annotation, biological process: RNA modification. Gene Ontology annotation, molecular function: RNA binding; protein binding; zinc ion binding. NCBI's taxonomy places the organism in Eukaryota, Viridiplantae, Streptophyta, Magnoliopsida, Caryophyllales, Amaranthaceae. The coding region runs from base 2925 to 5570 and encodes 881 amino acids. The record is from RefSeq and is a predicted model, not a curated record. The transcript is spliced from 3 exons.